Molecule: messenger RNA, 1478 nt
Organism: Capra hircus (goat)
Lineage: Eukaryota; Metazoa; Chordata; Mammalia; Artiodactyla; Bovidae
Gene: MRPL14
Product: mitochondrial ribosomal protein L14
Exons: 4
Coding region: 229-666 (145 amino acids)
Biological process (GO): translation
Cellular component (GO): ribosome; mitochondrion
Molecular function (GO): structural constituent of ribosome
Source: RefSeq, a predicted model, not a curated record
CGCCGCGCAAGCGCAGAGUGUGAGGCCGCGUGUGGGGGGAAGGCGGCGCCCGGCCAGUGGGGCCCGCGGCAGGAUAUUCCUGGGCGGCGAAGGCGUUUCUAGGAAGCUCCCCCAAGCCAGUGGAAGGCUGAAUGAAGGGCACAGGAAAGACCACCAACCCUCCAAUAUUGAGUCUCUCUAGACCUGGAUGGUGAAUUGCAAUUGCAGGAGUUGCCAUCUUGGAAUCCCAUGGCUUUCCCUAGCGGGCUCUGGGGCCCCUGCGUCCACAUGAGCAGAGCAUUCAGCCAGCGCUGUUUCAGCACCACCGGCAGCCUCGGCGCAAUUCAGAAGCUGACGCGGGUGCGCGUGGUGGACAACAGCGCCCUGGGGAACACCCCUUACCAUCGCCCUCCUCGCUGCAUCCACGUCUAUAACAAGAACGGGGUGGGCAAGGUGGGCGACCGGAUCCUGCUGGCCAUCAAGGGGCAGAAGAAGAAGGCGCUUAUCGUGGGGCAUCGCAUGCCUGGCCCCACGAUGACCCCCAGGUUUGACUCCAACAACGUGGUCCUCAUUGAGGACAAUGGGAACCCGGUGGGGACCCGAAUCAAGACACCCAUCCCCACCAGCCUCCGGCAGAGGGAAGGCGAGUUUUCCAAGGUGUUGGCCAUCGCGCAGAACUUCGUGUGAGCGGAGCCCAGGCACCGGCCGCGGGGGCUCGUGGAUGGAGCCGUUCUGAGAACUGUGCCUCUGCUGAGAGGGAGCCCGAGAACGGUGUCCUGUGGGAAAAUAAACGCUUCCAUGUACGUCUCUUCCUGAGCUUUCUGGGUGUGGCCGUGCGGUAAAUGGCACUGGAACGGCUAAAAGGUGCCGCUUGAGACGGUUGGUCUUUGCCCUCAGUAGCCUGUGAGCUCACCCGGGAUUAUCAGGUGCUGGAAAAUUGAAGUACAAGCUGAAUGCCAAUUUGUAGAUUAACAGUAGAACCUCACUUUCUAGCCAGGCAGACUACUUACUUGCCUUCCAGAAUGUCAUCUCCCUGCGUCAGAGGGCUGGAGGUGCUCAGUAAAGGUGACUGGAUUACUGGGUGAGUGUGAGUGAAGCAGGGGACUGAUUCCUCCAGCAGACCGUGGGCUCCCAGCUCCGAGAGAACCCACCCAGCCUGCCUUCCUCCACCACGGGUUGCCCUCUGCUAGGCCCCCACUGCUGCUCUGGGCCCAGAGAUGACAGCUGCCCGCCCUGACCGCAGGAAGUGCGCUAGCCCUGGUGUUUGCAGAGCACCUAAUGGUGGGGCUGUGCAGGGGAUUCAGUGAUAGUUUAUCUCCAGUUUUUUUUGCUGGUCUCCUUGUGGAGGUUUGGGCGGGGCUCCUUCCAUCCCUUCAAAUGGAAUCUCUUCCAUUCAUUUCUACAGUCACUCUGCACUCCCAUUGCAGGGGAGCGAAGAUGCCUCAUCCCCACGACGUGGCUCAGAAAUAAAAAAUAGUCACUCCUUUAUUCAUUCAAAA